GCUCUGACUCCAGUGCGUUCGCGCUGUCUGCCUCGCAUCCUCCCUCUCCCAUUUUUUUCUCUCCGCCGCCCCCUCAUCCAUCCGGGUUGGACUCCUCCUUCAAAUGCAGUCGGGUGCUCGGCGCUUUCCCAUACCCUGGCUGCGCGGACCCUUUGGUCUCCUUCCCUAUUCAACCUCAGCUUUCAGCGAGUUGCCACGUCUCUAAACCCUAAUCCCCCCCCCACACACACACACACACACGCACACACACGCACGUUUCCUGUCCCAGUGUGACACCCACCCUCUGCCGCACGGCUGCGCGGGUCCCCGCGCGGUGCCCUCCUCCCGCCACACUCACGCACGCACGCGCGCUCAGGGCCGAGCCGAGGGCAGCUUGCUGACAGUUCGCACUCGGAGGCGACUUGCUCCAGUCUCACGGCGCUGAUGGCAACUCCAGGCUCAGGCUUUUGGUCCUUCGGGUCUGAAGAUGGCUCCGGGGAUCCUGAGAACCCCGGCACAGCGAGAGCCUGGUGUCAGGUGGCCCAGAAGUUCACGGGCGGCAUCGGAAACAAGCUGUGCGCCCUGCUCUACGGGGAUUCAGAGAAGCCGGCAGAGAGUGGAGGGAGCCAGCCCGCGCGGGCCACCUCCCGGAAGGCCACCUGUGCCUGUAACCAGAAGCCUUGCAGCUGCCCCAAAGCGGAUGUCAACUAUGCGUUUCUACACGCAACAGACCUGCUGCCAGCCUGUGAUGGAGAAAGGCCCACUUUGGCGUUUCUGCAAGAUGUAAUGGGCAUUUUGCUUCAGUAUGUGGUGAAAAGUUUCGACAGAUCAACCAAAGUGAUUGAUUUCCAUUACCCUAAUGAGCUCCUGCAAGAGUAUAACUGGGAAUUGGCAGACCAACCACAAAAUUUGGAGGAAAUUUUGAUGCAUUGCCAAACGACUCUAAAAUAUGCAAUAAAAACAGGGCAUCCCAGGUACUUCAAUCAACUUUCCACGGGACUGGAUAUGGUUGGAUUAGCAGCAGACUGGCUGACAUCAACAGCAAACACUAAUAUGUUCACCUAUGAAAUUGCUCCAGUAUUUGUGCUCUUGGAAUAUGUCACGCUGAAAAAAAUGAGAGAAAUCAUUGGCUGGCCUGGGGGCUCUGGCGAUGGGAUAUUUUCUCCUGGUGGCGCUAUAUCUAACAUGUAUGCCAUGCUGAUUGCACGCUUUAAGAUGUUCCCAGAAGUCAAGGAGAAAGGAAUGGCUGCUGUUCCCAGGCUCAUUGCCUUCACAUCCGAGCAUAGUCAUUUUUCUCUCAAGAAGGGAGCUGCAGCUCUGGGGAUUGGAACAGACAGCGUGAUUCUGAUUAAAUGCGAUGAGAGAGGGAAAAUGAUCCCAUCUGAUCUUGAAAGAAGGAUCCUUGAAGCCAAACAGAAAGGAUUUGUUCCUUUCCUUGUGAGUGCCACAGCUGGGACCACUGUGUAUGGAGCAUUUGACCCCCUCUUGGCGGUCGCUGACAUUUGCAAAAAGUACAAGAUCUGGAUGCAUGUGGAUGCAGCUUGGGGUGGGGGAUUACUGAUGUCCCGAAAACACAAGUGGAAACUGAGCGGCGUGGAGAGGGCCAACUCUGUGACAUGGAACCCACACAAGAUGAUGGGCGUCCCCUUACAGUGCUCUGCUCUCCUGGUUAGAGAAGAGGGGUUGAUGCAGAGUUGCAACCAGAUGCAUGCUUCCUACCUUUUCCAGCAAGAUAAACACUACGACCUGUCCUACGACACUGGAGACAAGGCCUUACAGUGCGGACGCCAUGUCGAUGUUUUUAAAUUAUGGCUAAUGUGGAGGGCAAAGGGCACCACUGGGUUUGAAGCACAUAUUGAUAAGUGCUUGGAGCUGGCAGAAUAUUUAUACAAUAUCAUAAAAAACCGAGAAGGAUAUGAAAUGGUGUUUGAUGGAAAGCCUCAGCACACAAAUGUCUGCUUCUGGUACGUGCCUCCAAGUUUGCGUGUCCUGGAAGACAAUGAAGAGAGAAUGAGCCGCCUCUCAAAGGUGGCCCCAGUGAUUAAAGCCAGAAUGAUGGAGUAUGGGACCACAAUGGUCAGCUAUCAGCCCUUGGGAGACAAGGUCAAUUUCUUCCGCAUGGUCAUCUCAAAUCCCGCAGCAACUCACCAAGACAUUGACUUCCUGAUUGAAGAAAUAGAACGCCUUGGACAAGAUUUAUAAUAAUGUAGCUCACUGAGCUGUUUCAAUUCUCUAGGUAGACAAUUAAGUUGUCACAAACUGUGUGAAUGUAUUUGUAGUUUGUUCCAAAGUAAAUCUAUUUCUCUAUUGUGGUGUCAAAGUAGAGUACAGUUUAAAAAUCAAAAAACAAAAAACAAAAACAAAAAAAAAACACAUUGCUCCUUUUAAAAAUCCUUUCUUAAGUUUAGAAUACCUCUCUAAAAAUUAGCGACAAAAGGCUGUGUUCUAAUCAAUAAUGAGAAGCUUAAAAUUGUUUUAAAUACUUCCCUUACUUUUAAUAUAGUGUGCAAAUCAAACUUUAUUUUCACUUCAGAGUAGUAUGAUUGAAUAGUGCCAAAUUGCCCCUGAAUCAUAAAAGGUUCUUUGGGGUGCAGUCAAAAGGAGAAAGUACAUAUAAAAUGUAUGUUGACAAUAAAAACUCUUGCCUUUUUCAUAGUAUUAGAAAAAAAAAUUUCUAAUUUACCUAU
Molecule: messenger RNA, 2666 nt
Organism: Lynx canadensis (Canada lynx)
Lineage: Eukaryota; Metazoa; Chordata; Mammalia; Carnivora; Felidae
Gene: GAD2
Product: glutamate decarboxylase 2
Exons: 16
Coding region: 424-2181 (585 amino acids)
Biological process (GO): GABA shunt
Cellular component (GO): cytoplasm
Molecular function (GO): pyridoxal phosphate binding; glutamate decarboxylase activity
Source: RefSeq, a predicted model, not a curated record